Neoarthrinium moseri is the source of this 1695-nucleotide messenger RNA. RefSeq lists its product as uncharacterized. The transcript is spliced from 2 exons. The record is from RefSeq and is a predicted model, not a curated record. Gene Ontology annotation, molecular function: chitin synthase activity. Gene Ontology annotation, cellular component: cell septum; cell periphery. NCBI's taxonomy places the organism in Eukaryota, Fungi, Ascomycota, Sordariomycetes, Amphisphaeriales, Apiosporaceae. The coding region runs from base 1 to 1695 and encodes 564 amino acids.
AUGGUGGUAUGCGAUGGCAAGGUUCGUGGUCCGGGCAUGGAGAAAACAACUGCUCAAUAUCUUGCCGAGGACAUUCUCGCUAGCCCGCAGACUUCACGAAGGACGAUACGUGCUGCUUACAUGGCGUGGGACGGCCAGUCAAUGGAUGUCGAAUGUUUAAAGGGCAUAUACAAAGGUGUUCCUUUCUUCUGCAUCAUCAAGCAGCAGAAUCAAGGUAAACGCGACAGUCUGAUUGUCAGUCGGUCUUUCGUUUUCAACUUCAACCGCCGAAACGAGAGACCGAAGGUAGUCUUCUCACCAACCUUUUUCACAUCCAUGGCAGAUUGGUUACAGAAUGAAGCCGGCUUCGACCGGGUCGACAUCUUGAUCGGAAUGGAUGCCGACACCGUUUUCGAAGAAGACUGUAUCUCGCACCUUGUUGAAGAGAGCCACUACCCCCACACUGUCGGCGUCUGUGGCUAUGUAGCAGUUGACUUCCUCCAUGGUAACUGGAACUUCUGGUCCAUCUACCAAUCUGCUGAGUACACUAUCGCGCAAGCCCUGCGCAGACUUCAUCAAAGCAUGGUUACUCAUAAGGUGUCUUGCCUACCAGGCUGUUGUCAACUUCUGAAGGUAUGCGAGGAAACUUGUGGUGAUAGGGUUCUCAUCGACCUCUUCGGAUACCACCCCAAGCCGACGGAUGGCAUUAUCCGCCGUAUUCGGGCCACUGCCUCUGAGGACCGCAAUCACGUUUGCCUGAUGCUGAUGGAGAGUCCAAAGGCGCAAACACGACAAGCCCUUCGAGCCAGGGCGUACACCGACGUGCCCCACUCCAUCAAGGUAUUUCUAAGCCAGAGGAGACGUUGGACGCUCGGUGCCACUUCAAACGAUCUUAUGCUCUUCACUAGAGCCCCCUUAUGGAGUUUCAAUUGGUGGGAACGAAUCGUUGCCUUCUCCAAUGUCCUGACGUGGUUACUCAAUCCGUUCGUCAUUGCAAGUCUAGGUUGCAUGAUCUAUGCUUUUCUCCACCAGCCUUGGUGGAUCAUUCUGAUUUUUGCAAUCAUUAUGAUCAUUCCACUCUGCUACUAUUUGACCAUGGUUAUCUGGAUGCCUCGAAACACCCUCGAAAGAUGCCAGUUCCUCUUGGGACUGUCAAUCUUUACACUUAUGGGUCCUUUCAUUAACAUUGGCGUUACAGUCUACGCUAUUAGGAACAUGGAUAACUUCGGCUGGGGAAAGACAAGAAAGGUCAUCGCAGAGACCGGCGAAGCCGAGGAGCCCAAUGCCGACGAGCAGCACCAGCGUCUUGAAGACGCACUGAACAACAACGAGAAAAUUGUCGGUUCUCAGGUACCUGACGAGGAGAAUCAAAUAGAGCGCCUAGCCACCCCCUUCACCGCUGAGCCGCUUAUACCUAGACGCCUGAGUUGCUCCACAGUGGCUCCUGAAUCCUACGAGCAGAUAACACAUGCUAUUCGUGGUACUCCUUCUACGGUCAGAAUGUCCAGAACCAAAACCCAGGAUCGUGCUGUUGGCCCGGAGAUGCCAGGGCGCUCGACUCAUUCCAAAAACAUGAGUGAUGAUUCUUCAGACGUCAGGAUUCCUCGUCGUUCAAGCUCCAGUCGUUCAUCCUCCAGUCGUUCAAUUGCCGCUCGACUGUCAUACUCGGCCCGCCAACCAAGAGUACAUUUGGGGACCUGUCAUGGCCAGUUUUGA